Molecule: messenger RNA, 1636 nt
Organism: Patiria miniata (bat star)
Lineage: Eukaryota; Metazoa; Echinodermata; Asteroidea; Valvatida; Asterinidae
Product: caspase-3-like
Exons: 8
Coding region: 165-1409 (414 amino acids)
Biological process (GO): regulation of apoptotic process; proteolysis
Molecular function (GO): protein binding; cysteine-type endopeptidase activity
Source: RefSeq, a predicted model, not a curated record
CCCACAUUUAUUCCUGGCUAACUACAUCACUAUUUCAUUUAACAUGUGCUCUUUUUAGUGUUGUAGUCAACAUUGCAACAUUCAAAGUCAGUCAGAAGUUCCUUGUUACUGUUAGAUUGAAGGAUUUAUGUGAAGGUAUUGCUAAGCAACCUACGUGUUGAAAAAUGGCAUUUGCAGGAAAGCCGACCGCGCACACUGAUUUAUUCCUCGCGUUGAGUCGUGAAAUGACCAGCGACAAUUUCCAGGAAUUGAAAGAGGUGACAAAGGCGAAGGAAUUCGGCAACUUGAAGCCAGGCGAACUGGAGAAAAUCAAGAACCUGGCAGAAUUGUUCCAGCGGUUGGAGCACAAACGCAUCAUCGAAGUUGGUAACUACGAAAAGCUGAAAAAGAUUUUGAGUAAAAUUGACCAGGAUCAUUUAAUCGAGUACAUCCAGAAAACGGAAUCUGCUUUGAGAGAAAAGGGUCUUUCUAAAAAGCGAGAUUAUGAGGAGUCGGCUUUUACGAGUGCGGUCGCCAUGGAGACGGAAAGACCACCACCCUCCAAGAACAACAAUAAUAUGAGGAUGACGUCGCAAAGCAGUUUGGAUGAUGCUAUGCCUUGUGGUGCCCCUAUGGACAUCGUUGAUGUCAGUCGAGAAACAGACGAUCGCCCGCGCUACCCAGAUGGCAGAGGCUUUGUUCUGUUCAUCAACAAUUUCGUGGACACGCCACGACUACGUCGCAUUGGUUGCGAAAAGGACUCCAAAAACAUUGAGGACCUAUUUGACGAUGAGCUCAAUUACAAAUUCGUCAAGUGCGAAGAUCUGACAAAGCCCAAACUUGCGAAGGUGUUAGAGGAAACGAAGGACAAACUGCGGAGGGGCAAGUUUAACAAGUUUAUCCUCAUCAUUUGCAGUCACGGUGAGCAGAUCAUUGUGAAGAAAGAUAACAAGAAACUGACUGAGGAACGCAUUAUGAUGGUAGAUGACACGAGCAUUACAGAAGAGGAUCUGACAGCGCCGUUUAUGGGAGAUCAGCUGAAAGAGUUUGAAGGCAAACCGAAAGUGUUCAUCAUUCAGGCAUGUCGUUCACCGAGGGGCGACUCGUCCGACGAUUUGACGGGAGAUCGACAGCGGCGCUCUUACCAGGACGGUGAGCCUGGCCUGCCCUCCCUCACGCGCCCCGUCAAUGCCGACGUUCUGAUAUCCUACGCCACCACCAAAGGAACUAAGGCUUGGCGUAACGAAGAGGAUGGUUCAUGGUUCAUCCAUCAACUUUGCGAGAUCUCCAAGCAGCGAUACAAGGAAGAGCAUCUGAUGGAUCUCCUCGUAAGAGUCAACAAUCAGGUGGCCAGGAUGGAAUCCACAGAGGAUCGCUCUAAACAGAUGCCUUGCCAAAUAUCCACACUGACCAGACACAUCUGGCUCUAAACUUCUCGUCAGUCGUCAGCCCUACCCGUACGUAACUUUAUCGACUAUGGGCCGUUUUACACAUUGAAGGGAUUUUUAAUAAUCAGAAGUUCUCUUGCACGACUCAUAUGUAUUUUUGAAUGUCGAGGUGUGUGCUUAUUAAGUUCCAGUAACCCUAUGGGUGCAGACCAGUAAAUCGGUCUGAAAUUGCCUGCGCCGGCCAAAUCACGAUUUGCAUGCCCUCAAAA